Messenger RNA from Antechinus flavipes (yellow-footed antechinus), 5825 nucleotides. It is a transcript of the gene FAIM2, whose product is annotated as Fas apoptotic inhibitory molecule 2. Gene Ontology annotation, biological process: negative regulation of apoptotic signaling pathway. The record is from RefSeq and is a predicted model, not a curated record. Gene Ontology annotation, cellular component: endoplasmic reticulum; membrane; Golgi apparatus. Lineage: Eukaryota; Metazoa; Chordata; Mammalia; Dasyuromorphia; Dasyuridae. The coding region runs from base 124 to 1074 and encodes 316 amino acids. The transcript is spliced from 12 exons.
CAGUCUCGACCCUAAGCUGCAGUGGAUAUUGCUAGAACCCACGCUGAAGACUGAGCUGGAGUCUGCAGUGACCUGGGCGGUUUUCCCUGGCCCCAGGGACACAGCUCCCCUCGAGACUGCAUCAUGACCCAGGGAAAGGUUUCAGUGGUUAAUAAGGCCCCUGGGACAGAGGGGCAGCAACAGACAAAUGGAGAGAAGAAGGAGUCUCCAUCAGCUCCCUUGGCCCCUCCUACAUAUGAGGAAGCUACUUCAGGGGAGGGGCUAAAGGCUGGGGCCUUCCCUCCACCAGCCCCAACAAUGCCAUUUCACCCUAGUUGGGCAUAUGUGGAUCCAAAUAGCAGCCCUGGCUAUGGAAGUGGUGGGUACUCUGGAGAUCCUGAGAUCUUCACUACCUUCAGCUGGGAUGAUCCUAAUGUGAGAAGAAUAUUUGUCCGAAAGGUUUACUCCAUCCUAAUGAUCCAGUUGCUGAUGACUGUGGGAGUUGUGGCUCUAUUCACUUUCUGUGAACCAGUCAAGAUGUAUGUUCAGAGCAAUCCUGCCUGGUACUGGGCAUCCUAUGCUGUUUUCUUCAUGACUUAUCUUAUCCUGGCCUGCUGUUCUGGACCAAGGAGAUAUUUCCCCUGGAACCUGAUUCUCCUGAGUAUCUUUACCCUGUCUAUGGCUUACCUCACUGGGAUGUUGUCCAGUUACUACAAUACCAAGUCCGUGCUUCUGUGCCUGGGGAUUACUGCCCUGGUCUGUCUCUCUGUGACUCUGUUCAGCUUCCAGACCAAGUUUGACUUCACAUCCUGUCAAGGCAUUCUCUUUGUACUUCUCAUGGUUAUGUUCUUCAGUGGGAUCCUUCUGGCCAUCAUCCUUCCCUUCCAAUAUGUACCAUGGCUUCAUGGGAUCUAUGCUGUGCUGGGAGCAAUUGUGUUUACAAUGUUCCUGGCAUUUGACACACAGCUGCUGAUGGGAAACCGGCGCUAUUCCUUGAGCCCCGAGGAAUAUAUUUUUGGAGCACUCAACAUUUACCUGGAUAUUGUCUACAUCUUCUCCUUCUUUCUGCAGCUUUUUGGCACCAACCGAGAUUGAAAAGGCUUCCCUUUUUUUAACUCCAAGAAAUGCUAUCUGUUUGUCCCCCUGUAACAUCUAUUCCCUGCUCUUUCCCAGCCUCUAAGACAUAGCACUAAACAUUCUCCUAGCCUAGCUCUCUGCCAACUAUUCUCCUUCUGCAGCAUCCUUGGAGUUAUUUUCUGUAGGUUGUAUAUAUAUGAGGAAUUCUGGAAGCCUAAAGGACUGGAGUCACUAAAUUUCCUGCCUCCCUGCAUAUUAGGACUGUUAUUUCCAUUUUCAACUGUGAAAUUGUAAAUCCAGUGUACUCCCUAUCUCCCACCUUAGAUUUGGGGUGUAAGAGUUCAGGGAUAUAACAGACAAUGGUUUAGGAACUUAGAUGUCAACGGAAGGACUGAAGGAUAAGCUGAAUCCUGAACCCCAGAAGAUUUAUGUGAUUUGAGAGAAAAAUGUUUUCCCUCGUUGUUACUGCCCUCAUCCCUACCUUUCCCUUGAUCAAAAAACUGAAGCAUUUGGUUAGUUAGAUGGUGUUGUGGUUAGAGCACUGACCCUGGAAUCAGGAAGACUUGAGUUCAAAUUCAACCUCAGACACUUAAUACUUACUAGACUGGACAGAUCACUUAACCCAAAUUGCCCGGGAUGCAGGGGAAAGCUGAAGCAUUUAUGGAAGGGAUUGAAUUGGCAUAAGAACAUAACCUACCAAGAUUCCUACCCUGAAGGUAUGCAGAACUGGCAUGGUGUAGUAUCUAGAGUCAAAGGAACUGGAUGUGAGUCCAGUGCAGUCUGCUGCACAUUGUGUAUAUCACUUUGGAUAAAUCUCUUAGCUUUCCUAUCUAUAGGGAUAGCCUCAAUUCCCUAUAUAUGAAAUGAGGUCCUUUAUGGCUCUAAAUCUGUGAGCUUGUCUAUGAUGAUAUUAUACUUGAAGAAAAGAGAAUGAGGGAUGUUGUUUACCUAUGAGGAACUUUUUUUUAAAUAACUUUAUAUUGACAGAACCCAUGCCAGGGUCAUUUUUUACAGCAUUAUCCCUUGCAUUCACUUCUGUUCCAAUUUUUCCCCUCCCUCCCUCCACCCCCUCCCCCAGAUGGCAAGCAGUCCUUUCCAUGUUAAAUAGGUUACAGUAUAUCCUAGAUACAAUAUAUGUGUGCAGAACCGAACAGUUCUCUUGUUGCACAGGGAGAAUUGAGGGAUGUUGUUUAAAGAAUGGCAGUGUUCAAACAGCCCUUCAGUGUACAUGUGAGAGCUUCAGUUAGAUCUGUGAUUGCAUUUCUAAGCCAGGGCUAAAAAGAUGAAUGUGUAGUUAGGCCCUCCUGGGGUUCAAGGGCAGAAAGUGAGCCCCUGCUAAGAGUCUUGUCUAAGAGUCUGCUCUGUGGCCUCUAAUAGUAAGAUAAUCGAGGUACCAAGCUGAGUCACAUAUGGGAAGGAGUUACAUCCUAAAGAAAAUAAUCAAGCAGUGUCCAGAUAUGCCCAGAGGGGAAAUUAGAGAGAUUUAGAACAGUCCUUGAUGUACACUCAGCCUCCUUGUGAUGUAGAGCUAGCUAAAAGAAUUGAAAGUCCUUUUCCUUCCAGCUCCCCAAGUUGUCUUCUAAGGUUCUAGGGACUAGAAAGGAUUUGCAAUUGAUGAAUAAUGUAAAAUAUAAAGGGUUCCUGAACCCUAAAAGAGAAGGAAUGUUACAUUCUGGUGAGUAAUAGAGAAGAGCCUUUUAUUUGAGAAAUAUUAGUACAGGUGGGAGAUGGAAUAGCUUCUUUGCUAUGCUGAGAUCCCCAGCAGGGGAACCCCUUCUUCCCUCCCAUCCCAGAGGUGACUCCCCCCCCGUACUCCAUAUCCCCCAAGUGCCUCCCUAGUUUUUUGCCUUGCCAAACAGAGAACCAGGUCUUAAAUGCCCAAGCCAGUGUCUAUCUCUACAUACUCUAAAGUGAAGACACUUCUCACUCUUCUCAACUUCAUUCUCUCUUCUCUUCAGUCCAGGUCACCCCAACCAGUUGCUUUCCUCAAUCUCCCCUGAGGGGUCAAGUGUGCUCCCUCUUUCUUCUCUUUAUCUUCCCAUCUCCCCAGUUUGGAAAUUGGCCAGCCUAUGGCUGAUUCAACCAGGCCCCUGAUAAGAACUGGGUCCAUGUGAUGAGGCUGGGGCCCCUUUUUCGCCUGGGCGGUCGGCUGGGAUCGCUGGGCAGGUGUGUGUGCGUCAGCUACCUAGCCUCUGGCAGUGUAGCCUGCACCUGGAAGGGAACUCAGUUAGUGAGGCCUGAGGGAGUAGAGCAGUAGAGGGGGAAGGAACUGGCUGUUUGUUCAUGCUGUGCUGGCUCUAGUAGAUGUGGAAAAUUACUGGGUGAAGUGUUGAAGCCCCUCACCCCAGUCAUCAGCCUGCCUUCUUCCCACCUUUCCUUCUAGUCUCCAAAUUUUUGCAUGCUCACUCUGAACAGUAUGCCUGUUGCAUGAGCAAGCUCUUUCCUGGACUUUGUAGCAGGACUAAGGUUUUCCAUUUAGGGAAGAAAGUGGGAUAUACUGCAUUCUCCAUACUGCCCCUUGAUCCCUACCCUUUGGUACUUCCAUUGACAAGGCCCCACAAGAUUGAAAGCUUUAUGAUAUCCUGAGUUCUUGAGGGGCAAAGAAAAUCAUCUUCAGAAGGAAAGAACAAGAGACAAUUAGCUGAGCUGCAACUAGGGUGAGAUGAUUGAGAUUCUCAAAAUGGCACAAAUUUAGAAGUCCCUCACAGCAGUGCCCAAGUAGCAGAACAAGCAAAUUUGAAAGCUACCUGAGCGUAUUUUUUCCAUAGAUAUUCCAGGUGAGCUAUGUUAUCCAAAGCAGAGAGGCCUUGCUGUGUCCUAAAGUUUCAUUCUUUCCAAAGAACAGAAUAUGUUGUAGGAAGUUGAUAUGUGAAUGCUUUUAAUCCUGCUUGCCCCAAGUACAUUUUGUUAAGUAGGAUCCAGAUACCAAAAAAAAAAAGAAAAAAACAAAUGCUGUUUACAAUUCUGGGAAUUGUAGAAUGGACUAACUAGCUAGUGAGCUGUAGGCUGAGGAAUCUAUGUACCACUCUGUAAUUCUGGGGAAGUUGAUGCAUUGGGGCUACUAAUAUCCCUUUUCUUCUCCAAGAAGAAAUCUUGGAGAGAUCUCCCAGCUCAAGUUGCCUGAGACUGGAUUUAAUCCUGAUUUUUAGACAAGUCCUCUCCAUACUCUGUCCCCAUCAGAGUGAAUGAGUAGACUAUUGGGAACCAGAAUGGUAGGUAUUAGGAAACUUUGGAUCUUGAGAUGAUUGAUAAAUAAGAUUUGCCAUUUAGCUGCUGCUAGUGAGGACAUCUCUUAAAGUUUUCUCAGUCUUCACUUCCCUAUUCCUGAUCUUACAAUCUCAUUUUGGUGGCUAUUUUCUACCCCACUUCAAUCUCCAAGCUACAGGCCUCCUUCUAUCUCAAGUUUGUUAAAUGUCUUUUUCUACUGCCAAAUCUCAGCACUAUAUUUUGAGUCUCCCCCAAAAGAGUUCUCUAGUCUUUAGCUUCACUUUCUUUUUAAAUCUUUGCUGCUUUCCAGAAUCAAUUUGCAACCUUAAUCUCUGAGGGAAGAGGUGGGGGGAGAAGGAAUGGGACAAAAGAUUUGUCCAGGAUUGAGUUCUCAACAUGAAGAGAAAGAUCCUAGUCUAUCCUUAGUUUAAAAAAAAUAAACAAAACAAAAACAAACCCUAUCAGAAUGUGAUUAGGAUAUAGAAACCAGUGGAAAUCACCCAAAUUUCUGCGGUUCUUUUCUUUGUGUUUGUUGAGCUAAAACCACGUGUUUGGUUCCUUUGUGUAUCAUGGGAAGGAGUUUAAAGUUUUGAAUGUUCUCAGCAUUUCAGGAAAAUAAACUGAGGCUCAGAGAAGGGUCAGAUUCACUGGGUGGGGGGAGAGAGAAGAGGGUGCAGAUAUCCCACGUUCCAACCAUUUUUUUUCCUUCAGAGAAAAAGACACAGGAGCUGGUUAGAGAAGCAUAAGUCAUAAGUCAUGAAAGGCAAGCCCCAGGGGGAAAAAAAGCCUUUGAGGCUGGAUGAGCCUUUGAGGAAGCAGCGUGAGGGAGCAAGAAUGUAGGAUUACAAGAAAUCAAAACUAGACAGGUGCCACAGGCUAGAGAGGGAGAAGGGCCGUUUUCUCCUCCCCAGGCUUUAUACUUGGCAUUUCUUUUGGGGUGAAAAAUAAAGCUGGGCAUAGGACACUUUAUUGAAAGAUCAUAAGAGUAUCUGAGAACUUGACCCAGGCAAGAGUCCAGCCUGAGGGGGGGAGGGAGAGUAAAAAGACUAUAUUUCCAGAGCAGGGCUGGGAGGUAAGGGAACAGGAGCUGAGAGUUCAUGGGAAUCUCUGGUAUCACUCCUACCAAAAAUCCUCUGCAUACAUUACUGUCCAAUCCUGCUGAAUAAAGCAGAUCUUGAUUUCUUCCUACUGAUGAGACAUUUUAAAAGUCUGCCUCAGUCUCCCCAAUGCCCACCUGAAAGGGAUCAGCAUCUCAGGUUUCUCAUAUAAGGAAUGGGUUUGGAUACCUUUACGUACACUUUGCUGCCCCCAUGUGGCACUUCACGGUGAUACAGACAGGCACUGGCAGAGCUGGGAAAGUGGAUUAAGGAGAGAUUCUGGAAAAUUGGACUAAGAGCAGAUCUGCCACAAAUCCCUCUAGCUUGAAUACAUUUGUUUCUCUGUUGCCUGAAUUCCUCUGAAGUCUACCAGUGGCUGACACUUGUUCCUCCAUUUACCUAAACAACUUCCCGUUGGCUGUUAAUGCCCCUGGGGCAAGAAUAAAACCAAUUAUGGUCUCAACA